AUGGGAAACUCUUUAGAAGGAUCUCUUUUAAUUUAUUACAACUUUCAGAAACAAUUAUCGCAACAAGAAUGCCUUGCUGAGUUACUGUUUGUUUUCCGCAACGGAGCGCCACAUCAGUCGACAAUUUCCCGUUGGUAUGGAGAAUUCAGACGUGGACGGGUGAGUCUUGGUGACGAUUCCAGGGUGGGUGCACCACAAACGGCAGUCACCCAGGAAAACGUCGAUGCUGUGCGCAAACUCACCAUUGAAGAUAGACAUGUGACAUAUCGCGAGAUUGAGGCGUCCUUGAAGAUCUCAAAGACCUCAAUUCAAAAAAUUUUACAUGAAGAAUUAGGACAGAAAACAGCCAGGGUUAAUUGGUGUCAAAAAACGCUUGACCGUUUCAAUUCCGGAAACUCAAAAAAGGUGUACAGCAUUGUUAGUGGUGAUGAAUCGUGGAUUCACUGUUAUGUACCAGAAAAUAAACGACAGUCGGCUGUUUGGCCAACAAAAGUCAUCCGUUCUCGAAGUGUUUCGAAAAAGAUGGUCGCGACAUUUGUGUCAAAAGCGGGUCAUAUUGCAACAAUUCCUCUUAAUGAGCAAAGAACUGUUACUGUGGAUUGGUAUACCACCAUUUACAAUGCAAGCUCGCACACAGCCCAAAAAACAAGGCAGUAUUUAUCGGAAGAAAACGUGGAAUUAUUGGACCAUCCUCCAUAUAGUCCCGAUCUAAGUCCUAACGAUUUCUUUACUUUCCCGAAAAUUAAAAUCAGACUGCGUGGUCACAGGUUCCAGUCACCAGAAGAAUCAGUUGACGCAUUCAAAAACGCCGUUUUGGAUCUGCCAGCAAACGAGUGGAAUAAGUGCUUCGAAAAUUGGUUCGAGCGCUUGCAGAUGUGUAUUAAUCUUCGUGGAGAAUACUUCGAAAAACAAUAA
This is a messenger RNA of Acanthoscelides obtectus, 915 nucleotides long. The record is from the annotation of a GenBank genome assembly. NCBI's taxonomy places the organism in Eukaryota, Metazoa, Arthropoda, Insecta, Coleoptera, Chrysomelidae.